UUGCCAUAGAACCAGAUAUCAGACUAAGGUCAUCAGAUCCUGCUUACCUCCAAUUGGUUGAAGGAUGGUGGGGAGUCCUAUUUCCAAAAGUAGCUCCUCUUCUUUAUGGUAAUGGAGGCCCUAUAAUAAUGGUUCAGAUUGAAAAUGAAUUUGGGUCAUAUGGAGAUGAUAAAGCGUAUCUUCGUCACCUGGUGAAGUUGGCUAGAGGACAUCUUGGGGAAGACAUUAUUUUGUAUACUACAGAUGGAGGUUCUCGAGAAACUCUUGAAAAAGGAACCCUUGGAGGAGAUGAUGUCUUUUCCGCUGUUGACUUCACUACUGGGGAUGAUCCUUGGCCCAUAUUUGAGUUACAGAAGGAGUUCAAUUCCCCUGGGAAAUCACCGCCACUUUCUUCGGAGUUUUAUACAGGUUGGCUUACACAUUGGGGUGAGAAGAUUGCAAGGACAGAUGCAGAUUUUACCGCAGCUGCCUUGGAAAAGAUUUUGUCACGAAAUGGUUCUGUUGUGCUUUACAUGGCACAUGGUGGAACAAACUUUGGAUUUUAUAAUGGGGCAAAUACAGGUGCCGAUGAGUCAGAUUACAAGCCUGAUCUAACUUCCUACGAUUAUGAUGCGCCAAUUACGGAGUCUGGUGAUGUGGACAAUGCAAAAUUCAAGGCCAUAAGGAGAGUGGUGGGGAAAUAUAGUUCAGUAUCUCUUCCUUCGUUUCCUUCCAGUAAUAAAAGGACAGGAUAUGGUUCUAUCCAGUUACAAAAAACAGCAAGUUUAUUUGAUUUACUUGAUGGGUUUGACUCUGCACACAUUGUUGAAGCUGAAAAUCCAACUGCAAUGGAGUAUUUCUACCAGAUGUUUGGAUUUCUAUUAUAUGUAUCUGAAUAUGCAUCGAAAGCUGGUGGAACUAAGCUAUUUAUACCAAAGGUGCAUGACAGAGCUCAAGUGUUCAUAUCAUGCCCCUCUAGAGCUGAUGGUGGACGAGUAUCAUAUGCUGGUACAAUUGAAAGAUGGUCAAAUCAAGCAAUUUACCUUCCUAAUGCUAAAUGUGUUUCUAACACCAGCUUAUUUAUUUUGGUUGAAAACAUGGGUCGUGUAAAUUAUGGACCACACUUGUUUGACAGGAAGGGAAUUUUGUCUUCUGUUUAUGUAGAUGGGACAGUUUUGAACAGAUGGAAAAUGAUCCCGAUUCCUUUCCAAAACCUGAAUGAGGUGCCAAAGUUCAAGCCUGUCAUUCAGGUUGCAUCUGAAUUCCCUAAAGUAUCCGUCCACAAAAUGUUAGAGCAGAAGUCAGGUAUGUCUCUAGAACAUAAAAGGCAUGCUGUAUCAAUGGUUGUAUUAUUUCCUCCUUUGUAGUUUUUUUGUUCAUUUUACAUGUUCUUAUAAAUA
Molecule: messenger RNA, 1379 nt
Organism: Theobroma umbraticum
Lineage: Eukaryota; Viridiplantae; Streptophyta; Magnoliopsida; Malvales; Malvaceae
Gene: BGAL17
Product: beta-galactosidase 17
Biological process (GO): carbohydrate metabolic process
Molecular function (GO): hydrolase activity, hydrolyzing O-glycosyl compounds
Source: RefSeq, a predicted model, not a curated record